This is a messenger RNA of Chenopodium quinoa (quinoa), 1152 nucleotides long. RefSeq names its product probable indole-3-pyruvate monooxygenase YUCCA10. NCBI's taxonomy places the organism in Eukaryota, Viridiplantae, Streptophyta, Magnoliopsida, Caryophyllales, Amaranthaceae. The record is from RefSeq and is a predicted model, not a curated record. Gene Ontology annotation, molecular function: flavin adenine dinucleotide binding; NADP binding; N,N-dimethylaniline monooxygenase activity. The transcript is spliced from 4 exons. The coding region runs from base 1 to 1152 and encodes 383 amino acids.
AUGGAAGAAACGUUAGUCCUUGUAGUAGGGGCAGGACCGGCAGGACUUGGCAUUGCUGCAUGCUUAACCAAAAAAUCUAUCCCAUACAUUCUUCUUGAAAAAGAAGAUUGUUGUGCUUCUCUUUGGAAGAAACGUGCAUAUAAUCGAUGCCACCUUCAUUUAGCAAAAGAAUUUUGCUCAUUACCCUUUAAGCCUCAUGCACCACAAGCUAAUAAAUACAUGAGCAAGGAUGAUUUCAUAGAAUACAUUGAUGAUUAUAUUUUAGAUUUCGAUAUUAGACCACGUUACUAUCACUCAGUUGAAUCUGCAUCAUUUGAUGAAGCUACGGGCAAGUGGCUAGUUGAAGCCAGGGAUAUCUUAGUAAAGGCGACUAAAGUCUUUGUCGCUAGUUUUCUAGUUGUUGCAACAGGUGAAAAUGGCAAGAGUUACAUACCUGAUAUCCCUGGAUUGAAAUAUUUUAAGGGAGAUGUCAUGCAUUCUAGUGAAUAUAAGAGUGGUCGUGAGUUUCAGGGUAAGGAUGUUUUGGUCGUUGGAUGUGGUAAUUCUGGGAUGGAAAUAAGUUAUGAUUUAUGUAAUUUAGGAGCCAAUACUUCAAUUGUUGUUAGAAAUCCGGUUCAUGUAGUUGCAAGAGAAAUGAUCUUUGUUGGCAUGCAUUUGCUAAAAUACAUCCCCCUAUCAAUGGUGGAUGCUAUAGUCACUUUUGCUAGCAAGUUGAAGUAUGGAAACUUGUCCAAGUAUGGAAUUCAUCGACCAAAUGAAGGUCCCUUUUUUCUAAAGGCAACCAAAGGAAGGAGCCCAGUUCUUGAUGUGGGAACUAUUGCCAAAAUUCAAUCCGCUGACAUUAAGGUUUUACCGGGAAUUUCGAGGAUUAAUAAGACCAAAGUUAUAUUUGAAGAUGAUGUUGAAUUAGCCUUUGACGCAAUAAUAUUUGCAACUGGAUUUAAAAGCACAGCAUGUGAUUGGUUAAAGGAUUAUGAUUAUAUACUAAAAAAUGAUGGAUUUCCAAAGAAUCGUUUCCCCAAUCAUUGGAAAGGAAAGAAUAAGUUGUAUUGUGCUGGAUUAUCAAGAAUGGGAAUACAAGGUGCAUCAAAGGAUGCCAUAGCGAUUACCAAUGAUAUUGAGAUGGUUGUGAGAGCUAUGAUUGCCUCCUAA